UUCCCACGAUGGAUCCUCAACUAGUAGGUGCAAGCAUGCCUCUCGAAUCGCAAUCCAAAGUGCAGGACUUCUACCGGGGAUCAACGAUCCUGAUUGCCGGUGGAACCGGAUUCGUCGGAAAACCUCUUCUGGAGAAGAUACUGCGAAGUCUGACGGUGAAGAAAGUCUACCUGCUGAUUCGGAGCACACGUGGCGCCAGCGCUGAGGAUCGUUUUGAGCGGUUACUGGAAGAUCGACUGUUUGAUCUGGUGCGGGAGCAGGUCGGGAAAGUGGAACCCGUUGAGGUGGAUUACGAUCGCAGUGGAUUUGGAUUGCAAGGCGCGUUAGCUGAACGGCUGCAAAAAGAAGUGCAAGUGGUAUUCUACUGUCUGGCUGAUGUCAAGUUCAAUCAACCGUUGAAGGAAGCUAUCCGAACGAACGUCCGGAUUGGGAGGGAUGUGCUUAGUUGGUGCAGAAGUUUCUCGAACUUGAAGGCAAUUGUGCAUACGUCAACGUUCUACAGCGAUUGCAAUAAGUGUUUUGUCGAGGAGAAGGUUUCGGAUGAAUUACCUUUCGGCAAUUAUAAAUUGUGUAUGAAAAUGGCUGAGGACUUGUCCCGGGACGAGGGCGAGAAGAUAAAGGAGACUGUUUUAGGUGAUUACCCGAACACCUAUGCCUACACUAAGAAGCUAGCUGAAGUCAUGAUCGAGAAGGAAUUCGCUAGAGAUCUACCGAUUGGAAUAUACCGACCACCGGUAGGUAAGUGUCACGAUAUCAAUUUUGUUAAAAAUGGCUUCGACCGAACUCAUGCUGAUCCACAGUAUCACCCACGUACUGCGAACCUAUGGCUGGAUGGACGGACAACUUCUACGGAAUCACUCAGCUUCUGGUACGCUGGAUUCAAGGAUUUGAUGACCGUAUGGCUGGACGGUGCCAACGGAACGGAUCACUACUACUAUCGCCGAUCACUGCAGCGUUACGCGUUGUACAACCAAGCAGUCGCAUUUAUCGGCGGCGACGGCUUGCAGGACGAACCACCAGACGAACAUCUGUCGAAGGAAGCGGGAGCUAGUCACAACUAUGGCGAAUCGUCUGAAAUGAUGAGGAGAAAGAAAACAGACGAAGAACACCAACGGAAGAUCAAAGCCAUGAAGCAGCUGUACAAACCGCCGGCGGUGGAGGAAAUCAAUUGGUUGAAGGAACCGCAAUAUUUCUACCAUUCGAAUCUGUUCCGCCUGCAGGUGAAAGAGGUGCUAAGUGAGGUGAAGGGGAAAUUCAAGGUGUUAAAUUAUAUUGAGCGUUGGUUGGGCGAUUUCCGGAAGUUUCUGAGGACGGUAAAAGAUGCGGACAAUGAACGAUCUCUGAACGAUGUGGAUUAUGAAGGGGUUGAUUUUACGCUGGCAUUUCCCGACGGCUCGCAUGUUAUCGCCAAGGAAAGCUUCAAAUUCGUUCAGCAACGGAUCGUGCACCAUGUUGGAUCCAGUCGUCUGGGAACAUCUUAUGGCAAGCCACUGAAAGUGGAUUUACUGCUGGAGAUUCCGGACAAGUGUUUCCGGAAGGAAGAUUACCUCAACUUAAUUACCUUAACUCACAUCUUCGUGCUGGUGAAGAGCUUCGUCCCGGCGGAUUUCUACUGCGCCUGGGCAGCUAGACUGCGUGAGCACGAGUUCAUCCGCAUGAACAUCGAAAUUCCCUAUCUCAACUACGAUUACGACCGAUGCCUGGAUCUGAUCAUGGUUGGUGCCGGAAUCCAUCCGUUGGCUGGCGAUGAACCUUGGAAGCGUAACUGCCUGUAUGUAUACCGACUGCUGGGGUUCUACCAUUUCCUCAUGGCUCUUGCCAAGCUCGGAUUUAGUAUCCAGAACCUAGAUGAUCCGGAAGGACUAUUCUCGUCUGUCACGAUUGUAGCGUCUAUGGCAACAAUCUACGCCAAAGCAUUUACCCUCGGGCACUACGAUAAAGCUGUUCGACAAUCCAAGAUUUUUGUCAACAGCAACUUUGGCCAUUCGGGUGAUCCCGGCUUUGACAAAACGGUUCAGCGGGACUCAACGAGGACCUCCGGAAAAGUAACGUUGAUCAUAAUGGACGAUAUUCGGGAGCUAGGGGUAGCCGAGUUCUAUCGCAACUCUGUCAUCCUCAUCACUGGCGCCACAGGUUUCGCGGGGCAAGUUCUACUGGAAAAAAUUCUACGAAGUCUUGAACCACGUAAGAUCUACGUUCUGGUACGGAGCAAGCGAAACGCGAACGGACACCAACGGAUGCAUCGUCUGUUGGCGAGUGUUCUCUUCGACAAGGUUCGCAGUCAUGAUCUACCAAGCCGUGUGAUACCAUUGGAGGUUGACUUUGAACAAGAAAAUCUCUCGAUUGAUGAAUCCCUUCGAGAAACUCUUGCAAAUGAGGUCAACGUAGUGUUCAAUCUUUUGGCCAGUAUUAACUUCAACGAUCCCAUUUCCAGUGCUCUGAAAACAAACGUUGAGUACCCCAGAAAACUCCUGCAGCUAGUGAACACCUUCCACCAUCUGAAAUCGAUGAUGCACGUGUCCACCUUCUACUCCAACUUUGACCAAAGUACAAUUGAAGAGAAGAUAUACGAGGAUACUCACUUCGGUGGAUAUGAAAACGUCCAGCGAAUUCUAGCUCAUCUGAAUCAAUCGGAAAAGGACGCUUUAACGCCACUAAUUUUGGGUAAACUACCAAACACCUACACCUACACCAAGAAAUGCACAGAAUCAAUGAUCCAGGACAGCUUUAGCCAUCUACCGAUCGGAAUCUUCCGACCUCCAAUUAUAACUUCGACAUACCGUGAACCGAUUCAGGGAUGGUACUACAAAUAUAACGGUCCCUGCGGAUUGAUGCUUGCCAUCUACAAUGGACUACUGAGGGUCAUGCCGUUUGAUUUCAGCAAGAAACCAUUUCUAGCCCCCGUUGAUUACUGUGCGAAUGGAAUACUCUGCUGCGCCGUGGACGUGUUCAAGAAGCACCGAUCUACGGUCCAGGUGUACAACUUCACGGAUGACACCCGGAACUGCAACUGGAAGGAGGUUUACUAUGGAUAUGUAAAUGGGAUGAAGCCUUUCAGUGCAUACGUCAAUGGUCGAUUUUUGACGAUUACGAGCGAUAAUCAUCUGCUGUGCUGCAUUGCCCAUGGGUGGAUGCGGCUGCAGGCGGCUUUCGUGGAUUGGAUCUUCUGGGUCUUUUGGAAGAAGCAACGAGCAGCAACGGCUACGGUGGAGCGAAUCAUUUCUCUUUCAAAUAUAGUGAAACCAUUUAGUGUCAACGAUUGGGGAACGGAGAACUGCAACAUGAUCAAAGUGAUCGGAGAACUUAACCCGCAGGAUAGGGAACUAUUUCCCUGUGACCUUAGAGAUAUAGACUGGAAGCCGUAUCUGGAGGGCUUCAUUCCAGGGGUUCUGAAGUACGUCGUAGGAAAGCAGCAAAACUCGAGGCACGCUGAAUCCAGUGCUGAUCGUUGA
Molecule: messenger RNA, 3452 nt
Organism: Ochlerotatus camptorhynchus
Lineage: Eukaryota; Metazoa; Arthropoda; Insecta; Diptera; Culicidae
Exons: 11
Coding region: 9-3452 (1147 amino acids)
Biological process (GO): long-chain fatty-acyl-CoA metabolic process
Cellular component (GO): peroxisome
Molecular function (GO): alcohol-forming very long-chain fatty acyl-CoA reductase (NADP+) activity
Source: RefSeq, a predicted model, not a curated record